Messenger RNA from Indicator indicator, 1038 nucleotides. It is a transcript of the gene MRPL39, whose product is annotated as mitochondrial ribosomal protein L39. The coding region runs from base 1 to 1035 and encodes 344 amino acids. Gene Ontology annotation, molecular function: RNA binding; nucleotide binding. Lineage: Eukaryota; Metazoa; Chordata; Aves; Piciformes; Indicatoridae. Gene Ontology annotation, cellular component: mitochondrion. The transcript is spliced from 10 exons. The record is from RefSeq and is a predicted model, not a curated record.
AUGGCGGCGCGCUGGGUGACCCGCUGCUUGCGGGGCGGGCAGGAGAGGCGCCGGUUCAUCAGCACACCAGCUGUAUCACGCCUGACAUCAGAUGAAGUGAUUCAGAUGCGUAAUGAGCUCUUCACCAAGGAGAAAGAGAGGCAGUUGUCUCUUUAUCCACGAAUUGAGAAAAUCGAAGUAAAAUACAAAGGGAAAUCGCACCCUGGCAGUGUGUUUGUAAUGAACAAAGCUUUGUCUACUCCAUACAAUUGUGCCAUGCACUUAAGUGAAUGGCAUUGCAAGAAGUCUGUUCUAGCUCUUGUAGAUGGUGAAGUUUGGGAUAUGUACAGACCCUUAACUAAAUCAUGUGAAAUUCAGUUCCUUACUUUCAAAGAUGAAGAUCCAGAUGAAGUAAACAAGGCCUACUGGCGUUCCUGUGCCAUGAUCAUGGCAUGUGUCUUAAAGCGGGCGUUCAAGGAUGAAUACUCAGUGAGUCUGGUUAAAGCUCCAGAAGUGCCAGUGAUCUCUGGAGCUUUCUGUUAUGAUGUAAUUUUGGACAACAGACUGAAUGACUGGAAACCAACAAAUGACAACUUCCGUUCUCUUACAAAGGAUGCUGGAAAGCUAAUUCAUAAAGACUUGCCAUUUGAAACACUGCAUGUUGAAGCGAAAGUGGCACAUGAAAUGUUUCAGCAUAACAAAUACAAAAUGGAGAUGAUAGAAAGGAAAGCUUCUCAGAGUAAGGAUGGAACUGUAACAUUACACAGGUUUGGUGACUUUGUAGAUGUUACUGAAGGCCCUCAUAUUCCAAGGACAAGUUUCUGUUUCCAAUAUGAGAUAACAGCAGCCCAUAAUCUUCAGACUAACCAAUCCGAAUUGAUGAGAAGGUUCCAGGGUGUGUCCCUGCCAAUCCAUUUGAAGGCUCACCACACUGUGUGGCACAAACUGCUGGAAAGAUCCAAGAGGCUGGUCACCGAAGAAAAAUAUUUGGAAACAGCAGGACAUCAGGAGGCAAAAGGUGGAAGUGAAGAAGAAAAAACUAUCAGUAUAAAUUAACCU